Messenger RNA from Capsicum annuum, 1114 nucleotides. RefSeq lists its product as uncharacterized. The transcript has 3 exons. The coding region runs from base 82 to 996 and encodes 304 amino acids. The record is from RefSeq and is a predicted model, not a curated record. Lineage: Eukaryota; Viridiplantae; Streptophyta; Magnoliopsida; Solanales; Solanaceae.
AUCUGCUUCCCAUCGUGCCUACCCCUCAAAAAAAUACAUUUUUUUUUUUUUUGUGUGGGUUUUACAGAGAAUUUCUCAACCAUGAGAAUAAGGAAGCAUGCCAAAAUUUCCCCGCUCCUCUACACUUGCUCUCCAUUCCCCGGUCCUCACCUCUGUCAGCUCAAUCAGUCUCCAUGGGAUGUUAUCACAUUCCCCGACGAUAAUAAUAUUAUUGACCAGCAGCCACUACUUGUUGCUCCUCCACCACCGGCUUCUUCUUCUUAUCAGUUGGAUGGAUAUGAUUGCCGUGUUGUAAAUGAAACCUUUUCUGAUUCUCAACAGAGCAUCACGUCAAUGAAGUUGGACGAUAACGGGGAGACGAAAAAGAUGAAUUUUUUAGACAAUAAUAUCGCUGAUGUGCCUGCUGAUUGUAGUGAUUUCGAGAAAGACGAGGAGAUGGUAGAUGGAGAUAAUAAUGUUACAACAAUGUGCGUCAAGAAUGACGGGAAGGGAUGGCAAUGCAGUAGAGAGGCAAAAAGAGGGCAUAAUUUAUGUGAGCACCAUUUUGCUCAAGGGAAGAAGCAUUGCAGUAGCAACAACUCAGCUCAAUAUUCUACUACUGCUGCUGCUAACUCCGACACCGAAAUAAAGCAAACUGUGGCGAUGGUGGCCGAGCCAACUCCGAGUUCUCGCGGCCGCCCUCAUCGUCCUAAGAAAUCAUCGUCUUCCGAAUAUUAUUAUUAUUCUGGUUUUGGUCCUUUAUGGGGCAAGAAAAGAGGUCCAUCUACUGGGAAGAAUAAUAAUAAUACAGCACCACCCGUAGCAGGAGCAGCUGCAAUCUACUCUAGUCAUGACAGUACUACUCAAGGGGGACAAUCUUCGUCUCCUCAAAUGGAUGAUGAAGGAGCUGAGCACGUUGAAGAUGAGGAUGAUGAUGGUGAAGAAGUUGAAAACUGUAAGCUGAUCAAAAGAGCCCGUAAGCCCAUCAAAGCCAGGUCACUCAAAUCUCUAAUGUGAAAUUCUAAACAGCAAUUUCUAGCUAGCUAAUCCAUGUAAUGUUUUUUGGUCGACGUGUGUUAUUAAAAUUAUUUUAGAAUGUACUCCCCGUUUUAUUUUAUGUGGCAUAGUUUGAUUG